GGUAUUCCAAGACUUACAGUGUGAUGUGGAUAACAAAAAUAAUGAUAACACAGUCAUUCCUCAAGAUUCUGAUUCGUCCACCUAUGUCAAACAGGACACUAAUACUGUUGUAACUGAACCUGGUACCAGCACUGAUCUGACUCCAAGCUCUUAUUCUUCACAGCCUGGAACCAGUUUAGAUAAUAAUGUCUCAAUUUCUAGCUCAGUUAUUGAACAAACUGUUGCUAAUGUUCAUUUGACCUUACCUAAUGUGAUUUUUGAGCAGACUGGUUCUAGUGUAGAAAAGCCAGGCUCAGCUUACUCUGUAAGUGAAAAUGUUACGCAAAUGGCAUCUAUACCAGAUAUAAACAUUAGUGGAGGAAAUUGUAAUGAAAUUACUGAAGAAAAUGGUGAUGAUGAAAGUGUGAAUGAGGAGACUAGAGACUUGAAUAGAUUAAAAGAUGAUUCAAGAACUAUAGGCAAUAAUGCUGGUGUUGAUAGUGAAAUUAUUAUAGUGUCUAAUAGCUUAAACAAUAAUAAAGGAGAUAAGGCUCUGUUAAGUGAUAUUAAUAUUACCAUGGCAACUAGUGAAAGUAAAAUGGAAGUAGAUAAUGAACAAGCAGAAGAUGUGGGAAAAAUUGGUGAAACCAAAAUGGAAAGUGCUAGAAAUAAAGCUGUUGUAAAAUCAACUGUUAGUAAUGAGUAUACAUUGGUUCUGUCAUGGUUGAAGGAACACCCUCCUUUAACAGAAGAACAGCUCACUGGGUUAUUUAUUACUAUGGAUGACUUUAAGGAAGCUUUGAGAUAUGUUCAGCCAUCAGCAAAACGUGAAGGUUUUGCAACAAUACCAGAUGUUACAUGGGAUGAUAUAGGGGCACUGCAUGAAGUCAGGGAGGAACUUACAUUGGCUAUAUUGGCUCCUGUACGUCACCCAGAACAUUUCAAGAGUUUAGGAUUGACUAGAGCACAGGGUAUAUUGCUAGCUGGACCACCAGGUUGUGGUAAAACACUUCUUGCUAAGGCUGUAGCUAAUGAAUCUGGAAUCAACUUUAUAUCUGUGAAGGGACCAGAACUUCUCAACAUGUAUGUAGGUGAGAGUGAGAGAGCGGUACGUACAGUAUUUCAAAGAGCACGUAAUUCCUCGCCAUGUGUCAUUUUCUUUGAUGAACUGGAUGCUUUGUGUCCAAGAAGGUCCGGCCAUUCUGAAGGUAACUCAAGUGCUAGAGUUGUAAAUCAGUUACUGACAGAGAUGGAUGGUCUAGAGGAAAGGAAACAAGUAUUUAUAAUGGCUGCCACUAACAGACCAGAUAUAAUUGACCCAGCUGUUUUGAGACCAGGAAGACUCGACAAGACCCUGUAUGUUGGACUACCUACAGCUUCAGAUAGGCUAGAUAUACUGAAGUGUAUCACAAAGAAUAGCACAAAACCAUGUUUAUCAGAUGAUGUAAAUUUAACCAGUAUUGCCGAGGAUAUAAGAUGUGAUUGUUACACUGGAGCAGAUUUAGCAGCUCUUGUAAGGGAGGCUUCAAUUUCAGCACUAAAAGAAGCCAUUUUAGACAAAGAGAGACAACCUAAUGAUGUUAUUGUAGUUAAUAGAGGGCACUUUGAUUGUGCUUUCAUGAAAGUCAAACCAUCAGUUACAUUAAAGGAUCAAGAGAAGUAUGACUCUAUGAGGAAUAAACUUGCUAUAGGAAGUUGAAGGCAUCAAGCUUGCAAUCAUAAUGAAUUUGGCUUGAAAUAUAAACUCUAGCAAGUUAAGUGUGACAGAAUACCAACUGUGAUAAUUGUGAUAACCACCAACAACUGUAAAUGUGCAUUAAUGAUCACUAUGUAGUUUGUUUCAAACCAAGAGAGAGGCAAACAAGGACUUUCAUUGACAAGAGACUGUAUCAUUUACUAUAUUGUAUAUACAAAAGUGAAGUUCUUUAUACCUACCCACAUUGUCACUGGUCACGUACAGAUACUGCUUUUAAAGGGGAUUGAUCUACAAUAGGAACUUUUUCCAUAAGUAUUUCAAAUAUUGAUAGAAAUGUAUCAUUGGAUCUUCUUAUAAAAUAAUUCUCUACAGUAUACAUGUUGAUAAGGUUCUGAGUGAUUAAGUAUGAACAUUUUUUCAUGUUUGGUUCUAAAUACUAUCAACAUAAUUAUUUAUGAUAUUACACAUCUUAGUUAAUGGACUAAUUUACUUAAAACAUGGAAUAUUCUUACACAGUUACUAGGCAAGAGUAUAUAACUCAUAUUUUUGUUAUAGUUAUGCCCCUAUUUUGACUGACAACUAUUCAGAAAUAUUAUAUUAUACUGCUAUAAUGAACAGAGAAUAGUCCAGUAGAUCAAUAAAUUGACUUUAAAAUACUUUAGAUAGACAACAACUAUACAGCUCAAGAUCUGUAACUCUAGCUGGACCUUUUUUUUUAAAUAUCUUUUCAUUUUUUUGUAGAGUAUAGGUCAGUUAAAAUAUGAGAGAUUUACUUGUUAAUAGGAAGUAAAUAGGAGAAGUGCAGUGUCAAAGAAUUUUAACUGUACUUUAAAAAAAAUGUCCAAGGCAUUGACUUGAAACUAAAUGUAUGUAAAUAUAUAGUUAAGAGGGAAGGUGCAUUGUCUAAUAAUAGUCUACAAGGCAUUGACUUGAAACUUAAUGUAUGUAAAUAUAUAGUUAAGAGGGAAGGUGCAUUGUCUAAUAAUAGUCUACAAGGCAUUGACUUGAAACUUAAUGUAUGUAAAUAUAUAGUUAAGAGGGAAGGUGCAUUGUCUAAUAAUAGUCUACAAGGGAAUUACUUGAAACUCGUGAUAAAGACAUCUUAAUUAUUUUUUAGAAACCACAUCAUGUUUUUUGUAAAAUGCCAACUUAGAUACUCUAAUUCAAGACUUUAAAGAUUUUAAAACAAAAACAAACUUUCAACAAACUAGCUUGUACAAUUAUUGACCAAGUCAUUGUUUAAUUUAUUAUUUUAUGAAACAAUAAAAGAUAUUAGGAGA
Messenger RNA from Ruditapes philippinarum (Manila clam), 2955 nucleotides. Its product is annotated as nuclear valosin-containing protein-like. Gene Ontology annotation, molecular function: preribosome binding; RNA binding; ATP hydrolysis activity. The transcript has 11 exons. NCBI's taxonomy places the organism in Eukaryota, Metazoa, Mollusca, Bivalvia, Venerida, Veneridae. Gene Ontology annotation, biological process: ribosome biogenesis. The annotation marks the transcript as partial. The record is from RefSeq and is a predicted model, not a curated record. Gene Ontology annotation, cellular component: nucleus.